AAUCCCAACCAGGGGCAGGCUGACCAUUUGGAAACUCGGGCACUGCCCCAGGGCCUGGGGUCAGUAGGGGGCCCCAUGAGAUGCCCCUGGUACCUUUUUCAUAGGCUUUUUUGAGUUUGGGCAAGGACACAGGGGCCCCAUGAUCCCCUAUUGCCCGGGGGUUCCAUGAGUUGUCAGUCCGCCCCUGAUCCCAACCCUACAUCAUCUGCAAGCAACUGUUCAGUUUGCUGGAUAGUUUGUACAGUUUCAUUGGAGUUAAUUAGGAGAUUGAGA
Molecule: messenger RNA, 273 nt
Organism: Staurois parvus
Lineage: Eukaryota; Metazoa; Chordata; Amphibia; Anura; Ranidae
Source: the annotation of a GenBank genome assembly